AGCCGGAGAUUCAUUUCAUUUUAAACUGUGUGGCGAAACGGUUCGGUACGGUGACGCAAAAUUCUGCGGUUUUCGUAUGGUGUCUUGUCGUGCCGCGAUAGAAUUUUGGUCGUUGGAAGGAUACUUCGCACCUAAGUGGGACGGUCCGGUGUUCAGUUCUGUUCUUGGCAGUGUCGAAGGAAGAACUGUUUGUGGUGAAAUGUGAUUUGGUAAAGGACGACAGCACGCUUAGUGAUUUUUAUACGCCAACAAGUGAGAAGCGCCGGCAAAUUUGUUCAAAUUAGAACGUUAGGAGAUCCGUCAAAAUGACUGAGGAAGUUCAAACUCAAUCGCAUACACAGCAAUCCCAACAGCAGCAGCAGCAGCCCUCUCAACCCCAACAAAAGCAACGGUUGGGUCCAAAUGACUAUCGCAACUCGGAAUUCGUCUCCAAACUGAUGGCUGCCAAUCCACCUUACAUGUUCACGCCAGCGAUUGGACCACACAAUUUCUUCUUCAGUGAAAUGUUACGUUCCCUUGUUGCCAAUAAACGAAAUGAGAGUUUACGAAACGCCGAACAGUUACACCACCAACAACAGGCUCAGGCUCAAGCACAAGCUCAAUCCUUGUCACUUCCAACGAGGCGACCUAGGAAACGUUCCUGGUCCCAACACCGUCUGUACUCAGAAUCUCCUAAGGAAAGCAAAGACUUGGAAGAGAAACCCGUCGGACAUCCGGAGAAGCCACUCGAAUUAACCAACAAACUUUCUGCAUUCUCCAGAAACAUCACCUCAAAGUACGAGGAAUCCAAUCAAAACUUUAAACCUUCCCCUGAAGCGAAACCGCCAAAUGAGAAACCAUCAAUGAAUGCAAACUUAAUUCCAGAUCCUCCAACGGGCUCGAUGCCACCCUCUGAUUUGAUUCUUCCUCCACCACCGCCCGUAUGGUAUCCACCAUUGUACCCACCCUAUGGAAUCGAUCCACUGCACUUCUUCAUAGAUCUUCGCGUCUCUGGACAUAUCUACGAUCGUAAGAAAGAACCCACUUCGCCCAAUUCAGAUGGAGUCAAAAGUGAGCACUCCAAGCUAAUUGGCUCCAACGAUCGACAAGGAUCAGCAUUUAGUGUUCCUAAGCCACGUGAUGGGAUCAAGCCAAACUCGGCGAUCAAUCUAUCUUCACCACCUCUUCCGACGGACGGUGAAGAGAAAUCUCCCAAAGAUCCAUCUGCUCUCUUUCUCAGUGAGUUCAAGGAAAACAAGUACGACAUUAUCAAAAAUACCAACUAUGUGAUGCAGAAUUUGCCACGAAUUUACGGUGAUAUGAACACCCCGCCGAAGGACGGCACGACUGGGGACGAUGAUUUGAGUGGCAAUCUGAGCGACGAUCAACUGGACUGCCGAUCGCUGGGAUCGAACGAGGACUGCUCGGGUGAGGACGGGAAGUUCCGUGAUUCGGAUCUGAAUGUGAUAUCCGAUGAGGAUGAAUCCAUUGCAGUGGACGAGAACUAGGUUCUGUAGUGAGAUGUUCCUCUAUUCAAAAUUUAUGCAAAUCAUAAACGUUGUUUCUGUGUUGAGAAAUCUAAAUAAAUUUCAAAAGUCCGUGAA
This is a messenger RNA of Aedes aegypti (yellow fever mosquito), 1583 nucleotides long. RefSeq names its product probable basic-leucine zipper transcription factor Q. The transcript has 2 exons. The coding region runs from base 306 to 1487 and encodes 393 amino acids. The record is from RefSeq and is a predicted model, not a curated record. Lineage: Eukaryota; Metazoa; Arthropoda; Insecta; Diptera; Culicidae.